This is a messenger RNA of Gadus morhua (Atlantic cod), 3147 nucleotides long. RefSeq names its product switching B cell complex subunit SWAP70a (gene swap70a). The record is from RefSeq and is a predicted model, not a curated record. NCBI's taxonomy places the organism in Eukaryota, Metazoa, Chordata, Actinopteri, Gadiformes, Gadidae. The transcript is spliced from 12 exons. Gene Ontology annotation, cellular component: cytoplasm; nucleus. Bases 74 to 1840 code for a protein of 588 amino acids.
AACCACAGGGGGAUUGAGGCUUGAGGUAGAGCAACGGUUAACUACGUGGUGUUCAUAGACUCACUGGAUUAAAAUGUGGAAGAGUGACGAGCUUUUGAAACCAAUAUGGCAUGCGUUCUCCGCUUUGGACGUGGAUAAGAGUGGAAAAGUCUCAAAAUCUCAAUUAAAGGUGCUCUCCUACAACCUGUGCACAGUGAUGAACAUCCCUCAUGACCCUAUAUCCCUAGAGGAACACUUCAAGGAUGAUGACAGAGGCCCCGUCUCUAACCAAGGCUACAUGCCUUACCUCAAACGCUUCAUCCUGGAAAAGGCAAGGGACAAUUUUGAUAUGCAGGAAUUUAACAAGAUGUGCUGGACAUUGUCCUACAAGAAAAAUAUGAGCUCGAGAAGUCUCCUCAUUUCAAACGAGGACGCCUUCAAAGUCUGGUGCAUUUUCAACUUCCUGUGUGAGGACGCAUACCCGCUGGUCAUCUUAGCAGAGGAGAUUGAGUACUUGUUGCGGAAGCUCUUGGAGGCCAUGGGGAGCAGCUGGAAUCAGGACCGCUUCGCAGAGUACAAACUCCAGCUGAGCCUGCAGAGGAACAACGGGGGGCUGAGUGCCUGGGAGCUCAUCAACCUGGUGGGCAUGGCUCACUUCAGCAAGGGCAUGAACCGGCAAACCGUGUCCAUGGGCAUCACUCAGGUGUACCAGGAACUCAUCCUGGAUGUGCUCAAACAGGGCUACGUGAUGAAGAAGGGUCACAAAAUGAAAAUCUGGUCGGAGCGCUGGUUCAUACUGCGAUCAAACACACUCUCGUACUACUUAUCUGAGGACCUGGUGGACAAGCGAGGUGACGUAGUUCUGGAUCAGAACUCCAGUGUUGAGUCCCUCCCAGACAGGGAAGGCAAGAAGUGCUUGUUCGUGGUCAGAUGUGCAGACCGAAUCUUUGAGCUAUGUGCAACUGAUAAGAAAAGGAAACAAGAGUGGAUCCAAGCGCUACAAACCUGCCUGCAGCAGGUCCGGCUGGGGCUGCUGUCGCCGCACCGCGAGGCGCGGCUGCGGCGGCAGGAGCUCCGGCAGAAGCACACUGUGGAGGAGGAAGAGCUGACGGAGCGCAUGAGGCAGCUGCAGGCCACCAACGAGAACAAACAGAUAGAGCUGGAGGUCAUGCGAAAGAAACUGGAGGAGGCGGCAGCAAUAGCUGCCAUGGAGGAGGAGAGGAGGAGGCAGACACAGACAGACCUGCAGGAUCGCUACAUGCUGGACAUGGCUAGAGAGAAAAUGGAGCGUGAGCAGAUGGAGCAGCAGGUGGCCCAGAAGACCAGCGAGCUGGACCAGUACCUGCAGCGUGUGGGCGAGCUGGAGGACAUGUACAAGCGGCUCCAGGACGCCCUGGACCAGCAGAGGACCGCCAAGGAGGAGGAGGAGGCCAUGCGCAGGCGGCAGGCCAGGCUGCUGGCAGAGGAGGCAGGGAAGAGGGUGGAGCUGGAGCAGCUGCACCUGCAGCAGCAGAGGGCCAUGUGCCAGGUCCAGGCAGAGAAGCAGGAGCUGGUGGAGGAGCGGCAGGCCCAGGAGAGAGCCCUGCAGGCCGCCACGCUGCAGCUGCAAACCCUGGAGGAGGAGAGGCAAGGGGCCCUGGAGCAGUACCAGGAAGUGACUAAAAAGCUGACGCUGGCGGCAAACAAGACAAAGAAAUGGAAAACCAGAGUAGCCGAACACGAGGGAUUAGUACGACUCAUUCAACCAGGUCACAAGGGGCCCCAGAUCAUGACCAACUGGGGGCCAGCCUCCUUCACCGAUGCCGAGUUGGAACUGAGGAAGAAGUCCUGGCAGGAGAAGAAGAACCAGGGGGUCCACUGACGCAGUGACCAUAAGCACACACACACACACACACACACACACACACACACACACACACACACACACACACACACACACACACACACACACACACACACACACACACACACACACACACACACACACACAUAUGCACGCACACUCCAUGCAUGUUAACCAUCAAGCCCUCACAUGUUCUAAUGUCUAACUCUUUUCGACUGCUGGGGAUUUACAUGAUAUUAACAUGUAGUGUGACCAGCAACGCAAAUGAUUUAUCUGCACUCUGAAUCUGAAACUGAACAUUUAGAAAAUGCUUUAGCCCAAUUUCCAAUAGGCAGUAUUUUAAGUCUUAUUUUUGAUAUUUCUUUUUAAACUGGAUUGGAUCCAUAAUUAAAUGACUAAUCGGACUUGUGUAUAUGGAACUUACUUGUUGUGAUGACUUACUGUAACAUUUUAAUACAAGGUUAAAAGUGUGUGUUUGUUCAUGUGUGUGUGUGUGUGUGUUAACGUGUUUGUGUGUGUGUUAACGUGUUUAUGUGCGAUGUUAUGGGAUGCCAUGUGUCAAAAACGAAAUUUGGGCGCGAAGCAUUCAACUUAACCAUUCCACACACAAUAAUUAUUUUAUUAAUACACGCACAUUCAUUCAUAUUAUCCCCAAUAGAAAGCAUAGAAUUUGAAACCGGAUUGAAAUUUAGAAUUUCAUAAGGAAGCUAGAGAACAAGACUGGUUUCAUCCACUAGAUGUCAGCGUAGUCACAGAAAACAGUCUGAACACGCCUUCCCUCACAAGGGCAAUUUUGGAGUCCGUAUUUGCUCAGCAAGAGAGAAAAAAAAAGGUAAAAUCACAAAAAGACAAAUCAAGCAUUUGCAUGUGUUGUGUAAUUAUGCUUCAUAUUUCACUUUGCAUGGACAUACGUCUCCACUUCCUGGUCGUUUUGUUGGAGCCAUGUGUCCGUCUCCCAUCACGCAUGUGAGGAAGCAGCUGGUGACACCAGCAGAGAAGAAUGCGCAUGGAGAGCUAGUUAAGGUCUCACUGGGCCCCAAGUGUCCUGCGUGUAGCCUUCAAUGGGGGGCCAGUAAAACCCAGACACCAGUCCUGAAUGUUCCUCAUGAGGAUGAUCCGCAGAUGUUCCGUGCCUCUCUUUGUAUUUAAUCAAUUCCUCUAUUAUUUAUAGUGUAUACAGAGGGUGAUUGAUAGUUUUCAAAGCAACACUAGCCUGUUUUGUGCUAUUUCUUGGUACUGUUAGGCUCAUCUCAGAGCAUGUUCCCACUAUAACUCUGGCUCACUUUGCUUCAGAAAUUAUGCGAUAAAUAAAGUCUUGUAUAAUA